This is a messenger RNA of Echinostoma caproni, 597 nucleotides long. Lineage: Eukaryota; Metazoa; Platyhelminthes; Trematoda; Plagiorchiida; Echinostomatidae. The record is from the annotation of a GenBank genome assembly.
AUGACCGAACAGACCGAUUCCACUAUGAGGGAAUCCUCUCGUCCGGAACCGGAUGUGCUUCUUUGUGGAUUCAAUUUGUCCAAUUUAUCCCGUGACGCCCGGUUUGCGGUGUGCGUGGUGGGCAUUUUUGUGGCUUAUUUGCUCUAUGGCGCGUUACAAGAAGCCAUAUUCACGGCCAGCAAAAUGCAGUCCUACUCGACCUUCCUGACUUUAUACCAGUUUCUCAUAUAUGUCAUUUUGAUAAGCUUGACCGAAUUCGUCCCAUCCAUUGUUGUCACCAGAUAUCAGCCUCCUUCUGUGGGCAUCAGUAUGUACUUCCUAUUGGCUGUGCUCUCCCUAGGAACCAUUGCCUUCUCCAACGCAUCCGUUGGCUUUCUGAACUACCCGACUCAAGUGAUCUUCAAAUGUUGCAAAAUGAUCCCUGUUAUGAUUGGUGGUGUCUUGGUACUGGGGAAACGUUACAACUGGAUUGAGGUCUCUGCGGUACUAUGCAUGACCUUUGGUCUGAUUUUUUUCACCUUGGUUGAUGUAGCUGUCCAGCCGAGGUUUAAUAUUAUUGGUAAGUCCAGAAGUCAGUUUUUAUUCGCAUUUCACUGA